GGCGGGUUCACUAGUUUUCGUUUGUAAACUGAAAUCUUUGGUAUCUUUUUGUCGUGUUUUCUAUAAACUAUCUACAAAGCCGGCAUGGAAAUCAUAAAUCCCGGUCCUUCGGCCCACCAAACUAGUGUUGCACAGAAGAUUCGCUCGAGAGAUGCAGCUCGGCGCUUUAAAUUUGGAUCACCGAAACUUGUCGAUCUUAUGCGAGAGAAAUGCCGAAUUCGAAUCAAAGAAGCACGCAAGGACGAGUUCUUACGGAAACGAAACAUUGCACAGGAAGAGCGUGCUUUCCUGGAAUCGAUAGUACGGGAGGAGCUAUCUGAACUGGAACAUGACAUAGCGCUACAGGAUCUGAUCUACAAGGAGCUCAUGCAGGACACGGAGCAGUGGUUGUUCUAUGAACAGUCGGAAAACUAUCUUAUCAGUUCGUACGACACCGAGUCAGUAUUCUGUCCCAUAUGCGAGCACAACGUCCUGGAACUCGACUUUACUGCCAAAACGCUCAAGUGUUCCUGCGGAAUAAGACUUCGCUACGACCAAACAAUCGAAACAUUCAGUGAGCUGAUUUCGAAAACCAUCACUUCGCAUGCUUCGCGCUGCUCGAGCAAUCUACAGUUUUUCACGGAACCCCUCGCAGAUGUUGAACACGUCCAACUGAAUGCAUUCUGUCUGUGCUGUGAUUUCUACCAAGAAUUGACUGAUUAGAGCAGCCAGCAAUUUCCAGAAGCAUUUUUGUUAUAUUGUCCUUUCUGUAAUGCUCAUGUUUCUUUUUAUCUAUGUUGCCCAGUGGUUUGUUGCGUUGGGAAUCGUGUUGUACAUUUACGAAGCUUCUCGCGGAGGCUAAUUAAAUUGUAAGCUUUUAAAAAAAUUCAAUACAAUCAUACUAUUAUCAUAAA
Messenger RNA from Anopheles coustani, 893 nucleotides. It is a transcript of the gene Ripalpha, whose product is annotated as RIP-like protein. The coding region runs from base 85 to 702 and encodes 205 amino acids. The transcript has 2 exons. Gene Ontology annotation, cellular component: nucleus. Gene Ontology annotation, biological process: protein import into nucleus. Lineage: Eukaryota; Metazoa; Arthropoda; Insecta; Diptera; Culicidae. The record is from RefSeq and is a predicted model, not a curated record.